Molecule: messenger RNA, 1062 nt
Organism: Bacidia gigantensis
Lineage: Eukaryota; Fungi; Ascomycota; Lecanoromycetes; Lecanorales; Ramalinaceae
Gene: GB1
Product: Guanine nucleotide-binding protein subunit beta
Exons: 4
Coding region: 1-1062 (353 amino acids)
Biological process (GO): G protein-coupled receptor signaling pathway
Cellular component (GO): heterotrimeric G-protein complex; cytoplasm
Molecular function (GO): protein binding; signaling receptor complex adaptor activity
Source: RefSeq, a predicted model, not a curated record
AUGAGUUCCGAAAUGUCUGGGGAGCAGAUGCAGGCCAAAAUCGCCGCUGCUCGACGCGAUGCCGAAGGUCUGAAGGAUAGAAUCAAGAAGAAGAAAGAUGAACUUGCGGAUACCUCAUUACGGUCGGUGGCCAACAGCAACACAGAUCAGCUACCCAAGAUUGGCAUGAAAGCGCGGAGGGUCUUGAAAGGCCAUCUAGCGAAAAUAUACGCCAUGCAUUGGUCGACAGAUCGCAGGCAUCUAGUCUCUGCUUCCCAAGACGGCAAAUUAAUUAUCUGGGAUGCUUACACAACGAACAAGGUUCAUGCCAUUCCUCUUCGGUCAUCAUGGGUCAUGACAUGUGCCUAUGCUCCAAGUGGCAAUUAUGUGGCUUGCGGAGGUCUAGACAACAUCUGCUCGGUAUAUAACCUGUCGUCAAGAGAAGGGCCCACACGCGUAGCUCGAGAGUUGUCAGGUCAUUCGGGGUAUCUCUCAUGCUGCCGUUUCAUCAAUGACCGCCGUAUCCUGACCUCCUCCGGCGAUAUGACUUGUAUGCUGUGGGAUGUCGAAACGGGCUCGAAAGUCACCGAGUUCGCCGAUCACCUGGGAGAUGUUAUGAGCAUCAGCAUCAACCCUACAAACCAGCACGUGUUCAUUUCGGGAGCCUGCGAUGCCUUUGCUAAGCUGUGGGAUAUCCGGACUGGUAAAGCCGUGCAGACUUUUGCUGGGCACGAGUCGGAUAUUAAUGCCGUCCAAUUCUUCCCUGAUGGUCAAGCCUUCGGAACAGGGUCCGACGAUGCUACUUGCCGGCUUUUCGACAUCCGAGCCGAUCGUGAGCUCAAUACAUAUGCCAGUGAUCAGAUACUGUGUGGAAUUACGUCCGUGGCAUUUUCUGUAUCAGGGCGGCUGCUCUUUGCCGGGUAUGAUGAUUUUGAGUGCAAGGUGUGGGACGUGCUCCGUGGAGAUCGGGUUGGGAACCUCAAUGGCCAUGAAAACAGGGUGAGCUGUCUCGGUGUCAGCAACGAUGGCAUGAGCCUAUGCACCGGAUCCUGGGACUCGACCCUCAAGGUAUGGGCCUGGUAG